GAAUAAAAGGUAAAUUGGGCCAUGUGUUACACAAAAUACUUUACUCAAAGGCAAAAAGCUCAGAGCUUUGACGGCCUCAGUGAGCCAGAGAACAACUUGGUAGCUUUUCUUCGAUCCGACACAGCUCCUACAACACUUGUUGUGUGAUCCACGCCCCCCUAUUAUCGGAACAAGAACCGAUUCGUGUGUUCAAUUGGACUGUGAAAUUAUUGCUAGGGUUUCUUGUUUUAAGCUUUGAUGUUACCUCUUCACUCUCCGUUUCCCCUUUUACCAACUAAGGUUUGAGAAUUUCUGCAAUUAUUUAUAUUUGCUCAACUGGCUGCAUGGGUCGCGAGUUUGAGGCCAAUUCUGUCAUCGAUCAGCUGGACCUUCAUCUCCAGUUAAAUGUGUGAGAACUGAAUCUAUCCGUAACUGCUCCAAAUUCACAUAUAUACAUGGUUACUUUAGGGGAAGCUGCCCAAGAUGAAGGUGGGUUCUGAUAAAUCACAGAAGAGAAAGAAUCCAGAUUCUACGUCACGAUCCAAUCAAGAUGGGUUCUGAUAAAUCACAGAAGAGAAAGAACCCAGAUUCUACGUCACAAUCCAAUCAAGAAGGAAACAAUCUUUCUGUUUUGCCUAAGCAAGAAUUGGGUGAACUGCAGAAGUCUCAGAGCCCCAAUGCUGAGGUUUCUGUGUCACAAUGCAAUGAAGAAGGAAAAACUGAGAAAGUGUUGGAAAAUUUGCAGAAGAGACAGAGCACUGAUAGUACUAGUAGGGUUCGAACCUCUCACUCUCUAAUACCUGAAAAAGUGUCAGAUAAUUUACAGCAGAAACAGAGCCCUGAUACUGGGGUCUGUGACUCACAGCCUAAUCAGGAAAAAAUCAGUCUUUCUACAAUACCUGAGAAAGUGCCAGAUAGUUUGCAGUUUACCCUGAGCAUUAAUACUGGGUCUCAUAGGUUACAACGUGAUCAAGAAGGAAGGACUCCCCCUAGAAUACCUGAUAAAGCAUUGGGAGAUGGAUAUAACUGGCGAAAAUAUGGGCAAAAACUUGUUAAAGGAAAUGAAUUUGUUCGGAGCUAUUACAGAUGUACUCAUCCUAAUUGCCCAGCAAAAAGACAAGUGGAACGCUCGCAAGAUGGGCAGAUUACAGAUACUGUUUAUCUGGGGAAGCAUGAUCAUCCUAAACCUCAACCUGGUCCCCCGAUAGCUAUUGGCUUUGUACCGCCCAUCCAAGCAAAAAGACAAGACGAGCGUCCUUUAGCUACUGUAGAGGAUAAGACAUCCAAUGCACAUGGUCUGAAGUCUCACCAUGCCAAACCAAUGGAAACCGCUCGGCUUCCUACUAAUGCAGUAACUGAUGAUGCUGUGGAAAGUGCAAUUUCACAACGUAAUAGAACAAGAGAAGAGAGUGAUCACAGAGGCGAUGUGGAUUCAAAGAGACAGAAGAGAGACAUUUGUAGCAUUGACGAGACUCUGGUCGAUAAGCCACAUGGUGAACCAAGGGUUGUUCAAACUAGGAGUGAGGUUGAUUUUGUGAAUGAUGGCUACCGCUGGCGCAAGUACGGACAGAAAAUGGUAAAAGGCAAUCCAAAUCCAAGGAGUUACUACAGGUGCUCAAACGGUGGUUGCCCGGUGAAGAAACAUGUGGAGAGGGCAUCCCAUGAUCCAAAAAUGGUCAUUACCACAUAUGAGGGACAACAUGACCAUGACAUUCCCCUUGCUAGGACGGUAACCCCUAAUACAGCAGGAACGAAUACUAAUAUAAAAGCCCUCAAUGGUGAGUCAAGAUCUACACCAGAGGAAAAAAACACGGUUGGUCUUGAAGUGGCGGUUCAUAUUAGUGCAAAGUGAGGUUACAAGUAGUUGAUGAAGAAUUGUCACAUGUGCAAGCUCUCAGCAAUGGUGUUGAUUAGCCCAGACCAGGUGUGUACAUAAGAAUUGUAUUUCAUCUUCUUCCUCUUCUUUAAUUUUUUCCCCGUUUUUUGAACUCUGACUUGAAUCGGGCCUCUGAUGAAUGGUAACAAGUGGGAAAACCUUUAAUGGGUGUAAAAAUUGUUCUAGAAAUAAAAAUGUAGAUGAUGUGCAUUUGUAAGUUCUACUUUCUUAAGCUCUUUAGGCUGUUUCAUGUUUACUGCAAUUUUGGGAAUAAUCAUCUUCAUGUUAACGAGGAAUCUUGUUCCAUGAUCAGUAAAUAUUUGAGCUUUUAACA
Messenger RNA from Camellia sinensis, 2189 nucleotides. RefSeq names its product WRKY transcription factor SUSIBA2. Gene Ontology annotation, molecular function: DNA-binding transcription factor activity; sequence-specific DNA binding. Gene Ontology annotation, biological process: regulation of DNA-templated transcription. The record is from RefSeq and is a predicted model, not a curated record. Lineage: Eukaryota; Viridiplantae; Streptophyta; Magnoliopsida; Ericales; Theaceae.